UCUAUUUCCGCGAUUGUCUUGAAUUUAAAUGCUAACAACUUCAAGUUACCCCUUACAUAAAACUUAUAUGAAAACGCAACAAAGCACCCCGUCUCUCCCAUGAAAACCUGAAGAUAGAAAAUACAUAUAAACUUAAAAACCACAACGACCUUUGAAACUCCUUAUCUUUUAAGUGUUCCGUCAUUCCCAAUCCCGGAUUUCCCUACGGGUGUAGAAAAGCGGUUUGCUUCACGUUUACUAAAUAAACGUACCUACCUACUUAACUGGAAAAUUUGAGUGAGACGUCGGUAUUUAGCAUAUCAAAGAGCUAGUGAAGAUGGCACCAAGUUGGCCUCAGCGAAAGAAACCCCUAGAUGAGUUUACGCUAUUCCCGUUGCUCCCGGCCGAACUGCGCAUUAUGAUCUGGAAGAAAUCAUUUCAGCUCCGUGUGGUGGAAUUACAUACCCGGACCGGCACAUCACAAUGGCUAUCGAGCUGCAGAAACCCGAGCGCCUUGUCCGUUUGCUCCGAAUCCCGUGAAUUAGCGCUGGAAUACUUCUCCGUUGCUCUCCCCAUCUCCUCGUCAAAGUUGGAUGGGCGUCUGUCACGUCUCGUGUAUAUCAAUCCCGCCGUGGACUUGCUCGCGGUCGUGGGCCAGGCUAAUUACUCGCAAUUGACUGAUCUGUUUGAGGCCAUCGAAGAGCUGGACCCUACCGGCCGCGGUCUACGACGCUUUGGGCUGAAUAUCUCUUGCUUCGUGAACCACUUUCAGUUCUCCCUGAUGGUCUGGAAUAAGAAGCACUUUAAACGGUUGGAGGCAUUCGUGCUCCUGAUGUAUAUCGAGAAGCUACCCCCUUCCGACUUUCGAGAUGGCGAGUGCACGGUUCAACGCCUUGGGGGCUUGGAUGCGUUUACGCGGGAUCAAAUGACGAUGGUGCGGCAACUCUUUGAUGCUGAGCAUUUGCUGCUCAUGAGCCUGAACUUCAUCCCGGCCUGAUAUCUCUCUUGUGGGUACUGGAUUCGAACCCGGUAUCGAGCUUUUUUGUAAAUCCUUUUCCUCUUCCUUUUUAUUUUUACCCUUUACUUUCUUGUUCCACACUCCAUGUACUUUUCCACAACAUAUCGUAUGCUGCAUACACAUUUGCCUUGGUGGAACAGAGGGCAGCACCUCGGGCUCAUUUAAUACCUGUCUACUUCUCAAGAUAUAUAUUUUCGGAUUUCCCUUUAUCCAUGGACAUCGUUGUUUAUAUACCAAGCUACUUUUAUCUCACUUACUUGCACCUAUCGUUAAGAUAUUAAGAAUGCUAGGCCUCGUACCGUAGAUAGAUAUCCUGUAUACCUAGUACCUAUCUAGUAAUAUAUGAGUAUCCUCGAA
Hypoxylon fragiforme is the source of this 1354-nucleotide messenger RNA. RefSeq lists its product as uncharacterized. Bases 317 to 976 code for a protein of 219 amino acids. The record is from RefSeq and is a predicted model, not a curated record. The transcript has a single exon. NCBI's taxonomy places the organism in Eukaryota, Fungi, Ascomycota, Sordariomycetes, Xylariales, Hypoxylaceae.